AUGCGUCGAAUAACAAGGAUAGAUAGGUCGAUUGACCUUUUACGUACCCGAUCGAUAUCACAAAACCCAUAUGCGUACCGCUGCUCGGCAUGCAGAAACCAAACAUCCUUAUUUUCCACUUCUUCUGUACGAGGGGCAGACAAAGAAUCAUUCAGCGAGCGAGUGCGACGAAGUCUGUUCAAGCAAGCCCCCUCCACAUCUUCAGAUCCUCCCACUGUGGCUAGUCAACUGCCAGCGCAAGAACCGGAACGCAUAUUGGAAGAAGAUGAGAUAAUAGCAGCCGAGGAUGCGGAAGAUUAUCAACCGGCCGAGAAUGGGAGACUCUUGGAAGUGAUGGGUGGUGACGAGUUAUCGUGGGAUAGUAAAUUGGAUUCCAGGUAUCCAUACAAAGUUUUCAUUCCACAAAAAAAGGUCGAAGACGCUGUUGAAGCGACUGCAGCAUUACAUCGAGCUGUAGUCGAAGUUUUCGCCUUAAAACAUGCUGGAAGGCCCUUGUCGGAGGUAUCCCAGACUGAGCCGGGUCCUGAUUUAACUGGAAAUGUACAAAUCGAACGCGCGGCCUCGGGUACCGUUCUAAAGUUCUCCAAAGAUUGGUCCCUGAUACAGUUAAUUCAAUCGUUGGCACCCCCCCAAAAACCCAAACAAAACCGUAAAGCUCUCCUCGCUGCAAACUCUUCGAUUGACGAGACUGCAGAAAAGAGUACGCCUACCGAGUCUGAAGAAGAUGUAGCUGCCGAUAGGUCACCAAUAGAUCCUUUGCAUCCAGAGCCUACACCAAAGCUUGAUGAGACGUUGGAGAAAGGGAAUCCUACCGAAUCAGAGGAAGAUGUUGCAGCGGAUCGGUCAACCGUGGACCCGUUGAAGGCCAAUGUUAAAGCACCCGUCGCAUCCUGGGGAAAUUCGUGGCUCCAGGUUUCUCUUGCCAACCCAGCGAUUAAAUUUGCUGUCGUGAAACGCACAAUCCAAUUAACAGGUAUAAGAAUACCUGACAACGCCAUCAACUCCUCAAGUACGGUAGAGAAGCUUUUGCAACAUCUCAUCACCCCACCCAAACCUCCAACUCUGAAGGAAGCUUUAGAACAGAAAGAUGAGUUACUGUCAUUACCAAACGUCAGCGUAUUCGGACAGCGUAUUACACCAAUCGACAAGGAACGAAACCUUGGAAGGUUGAAGGUUAUUAAGAAAGAAUUGGUGGCUCAAGGGUUAACCAGAGGAUGGGCGAGGGCGAAGACAAGUUCAUAA
Messenger RNA from Sclerotinia borealis F-4128, 1242 nucleotides. The record is from the annotation of a GenBank genome assembly. NCBI's taxonomy places the organism in Eukaryota, Fungi, Ascomycota, Leotiomycetes, Helotiales, Sclerotiniaceae.